Boeremia exigua is the source of this 2049-nucleotide messenger RNA. RefSeq names its product maltose permease MAL61. Gene Ontology annotation, biological process: transmembrane transport; carbohydrate transport. Gene Ontology annotation, molecular function: carbohydrate:proton symporter activity. Bases 430 to 2049 code for a protein of 539 amino acids. The record is from RefSeq and is a predicted model, not a curated record. The transcript is spliced from 5 exons. NCBI's taxonomy places the organism in Eukaryota, Fungi, Ascomycota, Dothideomycetes, Pleosporales, Didymellaceae. Gene Ontology annotation, cellular component: membrane.
AUCGCGACAUGGUCUGGAAGGCUAAGUCUAUGGAUGGGUGCCAAGUAUAACGUGGAGCCGACCGGGAUCGCCCCAUCCGAUGCACACGAUCUAGCUGAUACACAAGCCUCGUUCAUUGUCGCACGAUAGGUCGUUGCAGAUGUUGCUCGGCGCAGCUCGGAGAGCAAUCACCCGUCCAUCGAUUCGUGUCACGAAGCCUUGAUUGCUGACAACACCUCACUAUCGAAGGCAUCUCCGAUUCCCCCACAUCCCGCAAAAUCGCCAAGUCGGCUGCCCAAAGCACGCCCAGAUCCAUGGAUCUGGAUGAGCUCAGCCCCUUGCCCCAGAUUCUAGUACCCCAGAUGUGGAGUCACUACCGGGGUAUAUGUACGACCUCAGCUUCCCCAGACCAGACCGUCCAGCAGUACAGGCCAUUUCAUCUCAUUCAAAAUGCCGUCUUUCACAGCAAACCCCAAUCCUCACAGCAUCGUUGAUGUGUCAGAGCUGAAGGAAGCGCCGUUGCACAACGAAAUCGUCGAAGAGCAUGAUGAUCUCAAGGGGUUUCCAGACCAGGAAGUCGAGCAGACGGUCUGGCAGGAGAUCAAGAGCAGUCCGCGUAUCAUCGCCUACACCGUGCUGGCGAACGCUGGGAGCCUUGCGUUCGGGUUUGAUAUCUUGGUGACUGGUGCAGUGACGGCGCUGCCAGCGUUUUCCAUGACCUAUGGCGAGCAGUACAAUGGCCAAUUAAUCUUGCCUGCACUCUGGCAGGGCCUGUGGACUGCUUUCAUCCAGCUUGGUAUCAUGAUCGGUGCUGCUGGAAGUGCCCCUUUCCAGGACCGCUUCGGUCGCCGUAUGGCUUUCGUUCUGGGUGGUUUUGUGUCCGCGAUUGGUACAGCAUUCGCAUACGCCUCACCAGAGUCCGGCGUAGAUUUGACAGGCCGCCGUACUCUGUUCCUAUUCUCGAAGAUCAUCACGGGCGCUGGUAUCGGCGUGCUUAUGACGACUUGCCAGACGUACGUCUCGGAGAUAUCACCCGUUAAGCUCAGGGGUGUUCUACUUGCGGUGUUUCCUUUUGCAGUCUCCAUCGGCCAGCUCGUGGCGGUAACACUGGUCUUCUCGCGCAUUAUGGUCUUCGAUGUGUCGUCUUUCAGAAUUCCGUUCGCUGUGCAAUGGGGCUUCAGCGGCCUUGCUAUCAUAUCCGGUCUCGUCGUUCCCGAGUCUCCCUCCAUGCUCAUGGCCCGCAACGAGCCCGCCGCAGCAAGAAAGUCGUACCUGCGUCUUCACGGCUCCAAAAUCGAUGCCGAUCUCGCACUGAGCAAGAUACAAGCCAUCCUCGAUCAUGAGCAGGAACAACAUGCCAACAGCGGCAACGCCUCAUUCACUGAAUGCUUCCAAGGUAGUAACCGCAGACGCUCGUUCAUCAUCAUGCUAGUUGCACUCUUGCAGUAUCUCCUCGGCGUCUCGCUGCUUGCAAAUGCCAACUACUUCCUGAUUAUGGCUGGUAUGAGUCCGACACAGUCGCUACAGAUCUCGCAGAUUGGUAUUGGCGUCCAGAUCGUUUGUAUUUGUAUCGCAGGUGUGACAAUGACGUGUUUUGGCAGGAGGGUCAUUGUGCUAUACUCUUGCGCCGCGACAGGUAUCGUGUUCAUUGGCCAGGGUGUAGCAGGUUUUUUCCAGCACAACACGAACGCCCUAAAAUUCAUCGGUGUAUCGAUCCUCCUCGUCGGCGCCAUUGCUACCCUCGGCGUCGGUACCACCUGGCCAGUCCUCAUCGGUGAGAUGUCAUCUGUCCGCCUCAGGGCAAAGUCGUCUGCCAUUGGCUUCAUGACGAACGCGCUAGCUGGUGUUGCGUUCAGUAUCUCAGUGCCCUACAUGUUCAAUGCCGAUGCAGGCAACCUGGGCGGCAAAAUCGGCUUGGUCUUUGCUUUCUUUUGCUUCUUGGGGCUGGGCUUGUCCUGGCUGUACUUGCCCGAGACGAAGGCUAAGUCGUACGAGGACCUGGAUUAUCUGUUCGAGAGAAACGUGUCGGCGAGGCAGUUCAAGAAGGCGGUGCGUGGUGAUUAUAAUUAA